Messenger RNA from Arabidopsis thaliana (thale cress), 832 nucleotides. RefSeq names its product basic helix-loop-helix (bHLH) DNA-binding superfamily protein. NCBI's taxonomy places the organism in Eukaryota, Viridiplantae, Streptophyta, Magnoliopsida, Brassicales, Brassicaceae. The transcript has a single exon. The record is from RefSeq and is marked reviewed. The coding region runs from base 1 to 759 and encodes 252 amino acids. Gene Ontology annotation, molecular function: protein dimerization activity; DNA-binding transcription factor activity. Gene Ontology annotation, biological process: regulation of DNA-templated transcription. Gene Ontology annotation, cellular component: nucleus.
AUGGAGACACCAGCUUACGAUUUCGACUCACUCACUGACUUACCACCGCUUCCUCCUUCCGAUUUCACUCCUUCCAACGCCUUCACCUUCCCCGACCACAACCUCGACUUUUCCUUCCUCGACUCCACUCUGUCUCUCCUCAAUCGGCACCAUCUCUCUGAGUCCACUCGCUUGGAACAGAUUUUUUACGACUCCACUCACACUCAGCUCUUUCACAACGACGACACCACCACCACCACCACACCGUUUCUCCACCUUCCUGAUCUCAAAUCCAUCGACGCCGUUGAAGAACCGACGACGAUGAAGCUGUUUCCAUCUCUCUCUCCUCCUCUUCCCGCCGCCAAACGUCAGAAGCUUAACUCAACUUCCUCUUCAACAACCUCUGGAUCUCCAACUGCGUCAAACGACGGUGGUAUUAUUACCAAACGACGGAAGAUCUCAGACAAAAUCAGAUCCCUGGAGAAACUCAUGCCGUGGGAGAGAAAGAUGAACUUAGCGAUGACUCUAGAAGAAUCUCACAAAUACAUCAAGUUUCUUCAAUCUCAGAUUGCUUCACUCCGUUGGAUGCCUCUCGAAUCUGUCUACAACACCGCCGGUGAAGUAGGAGAAACAGAUUUGCUCAAAUCUCUGACACGUCAACAGAUUCUUCAGGUUCUUGCGAAUUCUCCAGGCUCACGAAACGUACUCUCCUCUCGUGGUGUUUGUGUCUUCUCUUAUGAACAGCUUCUCUCUCUCAAGACAAUGUCGAGAAACCUCUGAAUCCAACGACGUCGUUUGAAGAAACACCAAAAGCUCUCUGUUUUUGUUUUGUUUAACGUUUCUUCUACAUAGC